AUGGUACGAAUCUUCCACCUUUCGCAUGAGUACGACUUUGACUUUUCUUUGCUAAGCCAGGCGUUUUUUCUCAAAUAUCCGAACCCUUUCUCGAAGCAUGUGUCCUCUUGCGACACCAUUGAGCAGUACGUUGAUGGCCAGGGCCGGUUGGUGGUGAAACGACUGAUUCGCAAAAAGGGCCGCCUUCCGUCGAUGCUCAGGUUUGUUGUGGGCUCUAUCAGCGACACAUGGACUUUGGAGUCCUCAGUAGUUGACCCCAAGGCUCGCACACUGACCAGCUGGGUGCGAAAUCUAGAUCACACCACAAUCAUGCGUGUGGACGACUACUCAAAGUACCAAUGCACCCAGUCAGGCACGCGAGUAGUCCACGAGGUCCGCUUCGAGUCGGGACUAACCAGAGGCAUCCGCGAAAAGCUAGAGGACUGGGGCAAAAAGCAGUUUGUGAAAACUCUUGAAAACUCGCGAGAGGGUUUACAGUUCGCCGUGAGAAGACUGCAGCAAGCAUCAUUAGUACGAGCAGCGUCCGCUUGA
Molecule: messenger RNA, 531 nt
Organism: Wickerhamiella sorbophila
Lineage: Eukaryota; Fungi; Ascomycota; Dipodascomycetes; Dipodascales; Trichomonascaceae
Product: Protein UPS1, mitochondrial
Exons: 1
Coding region: 1-531 (176 amino acids)
Biological process (GO): phospholipid transport
Cellular component (GO): mitochondrial intermembrane space
Molecular function (GO): phosphatidic acid transfer activity
Source: RefSeq, a predicted model, not a curated record